UUUAUCCGCUCUCGGUCCUUGAAAAAAAAAUCCCUGCGUUAAAUCUGAUAUUCCCCCGCGUUCUUUUUUUCUUUCUUUUUUUUUUUUCAAUUCAAACCAUGUUUGCCGCUUCUCGUGUCUUUGCCUUUGGUGCUGCCAAGCGUUCUUUCUCUACCUCCUCUGCUAACCUUACCAAAGUUGCUGUCCUUGGUGCUGCUGGUGGUAUCGGUCAGCCCUUGUCUUUGCUCUUGAAGGAAAACCCUCAUGUCACUCACCUUUCUCUUUACGAUAUUGUCAAUGCCCCUGGUGUUGCUGCUGACCUUAGCCACAUCAACACCAACUCCAAGGUUACUGGUCACUCUCCCGAAGGUGAGGGUUUGAAGGCCGCCCUUGAAGGUGCUCACGUCAUUGUCAUUCCUGCUGGUGUUCCUCGUAAGCCCGGUAUGACUCGUGAUGACUUGUUCAACACCAAUGCCGGUAUUGUUCGUGACCUUGCUGAAGCUACUGCCAAGUACGCUCCUAACGCUCAUGUCCUUAUCAUCUCCAACCCUGUCAAUUCCACUGUUCCCAUCUUUGCUGAAACCUUAAAGAAGGCUGGUGUCUUCAACCCCAAGCGUCUCUAUGGUGUCACUACCCUUGAUGUUGUCCGUGCCUCUCGCUUCGUUGCCGAAGUCAAGAACUUGGACCCCAAGGAUGUCAAGGUUACCGUUGUUGGUGGUCACUCUGGUGUGACUAUCGUUCCUCUUCUUUCUCAAACCGGUCUUGAAUUCACCAAGGAAGAACUCGAUGCCUUGACCCACCGUAUCCAAUAUGGUGGUGAUGAAGUUGUCAAGGCCAAGAACGGCGCUGGUUCUGCCACUCUCUCCAUGGCCUAUGCUGGUGCUCGUUUUGCCAACUCUGUUUUGGAAGCCACUGUUGGUGGUAAGAAGGGUGUGAUCGAACCCUCUUUUGUCAAGUCUGAUGUCUUUGCCAAGGAAGGUGUUGAAUACUUCUCUACCAACAUUGAACUCGGCCCUGAAGGUGUCGAAAAGAUCCACGAAGUCGGUCAAAUCACUGACUAUGAAAAGGAGCUCAUUUCCAAGGCUAUUCCUGAAUUGCAAAAGAACAUUGAAAAGGGUAACAAGUUCGUUCAGUAAAUUAUUCCAUCCCCCCUUUUUCUUGUAUACAACAUGUCACAUUAGCUACACUUCGUAAAUAAAGAGAGAGAAAAAUAUAUAUUUUUGUAUUAAACAAGUAUAAAGAAAAGAAAGCUUAUUAAGUGAAAAUUG
Messenger RNA from Rhizopus microsporus ATCC 52813, 1247 nucleotides. Its product is annotated as malate dehydrogenase. The record is from RefSeq and is a predicted model, not a curated record. Gene Ontology annotation, molecular function: L-malate dehydrogenase (NAD+) activity. Gene Ontology annotation, cellular component: cytoplasm. The transcript is spliced from 2 exons. NCBI's taxonomy places the organism in Eukaryota, Fungi, Mucoromycota, Mucoromycetes, Mucorales, Rhizopodaceae. The coding region runs from base 99 to 1115 and encodes 338 amino acids. Gene Ontology annotation, biological process: tricarboxylic acid cycle; malate metabolic process.